UAUCAGUUUAACACUCAACUCGAGCAUCUAAAGACGAAUAAUGAAGUCUCUAUUAUUAUUCUCCGUAAUUUCGUUAUUCAAAGUUUUUCUUUUUACUGCAUUCGAUUUAUCUGAUUCAGUUGAUAUUCAAAGUCAAAUUACUAAACGUAAUAAUGACGAGUCUGGAGGAAAAAGAAAGAUUGAUUACCGGUUGCCGACAGUCAUCAUUCCCAAUUCAUACAUAAUUAGAAUACAUUCAUCUUUAGAUCCACUAAACAAUUUUUCAUUUACUGGAUUAGUUAAAAUUAAAACACAUGUUGUUGAGUCAACAAAUAAAAUCGUGCUACAUCAUGGUAAAGAUCUUAAAAUAAACACGUGUAAUAUUAUUAAUAAUGUGAAAACUCCAACAAUCGAAGACAAGAAUUAUGAUGAGAAAACAGAAAAACUUACAAUUAUUUUAAAUGAAACUCUAACAGUUAAUUCACCAACUGAUAUAGAAAUCUCGUAUACUGGAGUGUUAUCAAAAAAUACAAAAGGUUUUUAUGUAUCUUCCUACUAUUCAAAUCAGACUCAACAAUACAUAGCUGCAACACAAUUUCAAACUGUUUAUGCAAGACAGGCAUUUCCUUGUUUUGAUGAACCACAGCUAAGAGCAACUUUUUCUAUAAUCAUCCAAAGACCCCAAUCAUUCAAGAGUAUUAGCAAUACGCCAAUAAAAUAUACAACAAAUCUUGAUGUUAAUGAAGAAUCCGAUCAAUUUGAGGUCAGCAAGAAAUUAUCAACUUAUCAAGUUGCAUUUAUUAUAUCCAAUCUUCAAUGUGUAUCUGAUGCAAAUAUAAAUAUUUGGGCUCAACCUCAGGCUAUUGAAUAUUCAACGUAUGCCUUAAAUGUUAGUGUAAAAGCUCGAGAUUUUUUUACUCUGUUUUUUGCUGAAAGCUAUGAAUCAAAAUUAGAUAUUAUAGCAGUUCCUGAUAUGCUUUCUGAAGCAAUAGGAAAUUGGCGUCUCAUCACCUUUAAAGAGUCCAGAAUACUAUAUAAUCCUAAUUAUAAUGAUAUUGUUUCUAAGCAAGAAAUUACCUAUACAAUUGCCCAUCAAUUAGCUCUCCAGUGGUUUGGAAAUGUCGUCAGUCCUCAUUGGUGGAAAGAUAUAUGGCUAAGUGAAGGAUUCGCUCAAUACUUUCAAUAUGCUGCAGUAUCAAGUUUUGAACCAACAUGGGAUUCACAUAUGCAAGUAGUAAUAGAUCAGUUGCACAGAGCAUUUUCGGUUGACAGUUUGUUAUCAAGCCAUCCAAUAUCCAAUGACGUUCACAGUCCAAGUGAAAUCGAAAACAUGUUUGAUACAAUUACUUACAUGAAAAGUACAAGCAUUUUGCGAAUGAUAGAGAAAGUUUUUGGAGUUGAUAUUUUUUACAAAGCACUAAAUAAUUACUUAAUUGAUCGACAAAAUCAAAGUUCAAAACCUGAUGAUUUAUACAAAGCACUUCAAUAUCAAGUAGAUAUCUUAGGAAUCAAAUUACCUUAUCCUGUAAAAACUUUUAUAGAUUCUUGGAUAAUGCAAGCUGGAUUCCCUAUAAUUCAUGUUAAGAUUGAUAAAAGAAAAGCUGAGCUUUCACAAGAGAGAUUUUUACUCAAUAAUCUAAAUAAUAAUUCAACUAGCUAUUAUUGGCAUAUUCCUAUCACCUGGACCAAAAGUUCAAAUAUUAACUUUUCAAAUACAACUCCAAAAUAUUGGUUAAACAAACCAAAAGAUGUCAUCGACAUUGAAACAAUUAAUGAUGAUUGGAUAAUUUUUAAUGUUCAACAAACUGGUUAUUAUCGGGUGAAUUACGAUAAUGCUUCAUGGUCUCGAAUAAUUAAAAUACUCAAUGGAAAAAACUAUAAAAAUAUUCAUGAAAUAAAUCGUGCUGCAAUAAUUGAUGAUUUAUUUAACUUAGCACGAGGUGGAUACAUUGAUUAUAAUACAGUUUUAUCAGCUACACAGUACUUGGCUCAAGAAACCAAUUAUCUUCCAUGGAAAGCAGCCUUUAAUAAUUUUGAAUAUUUAUACAGAAAAUUGUCUAAUAAUUUUUUCUACACUUCAUUACUUGAACAACAUUAUUCAAAAAUUUUACUGCCAAUAUAUAAAACAUUUGGAUUAACUAUCAAUAACAAUACUAGUCACUUUGAUAAACUUUUACAAAUCAACGUAAUAGAUUGGGCAUGUAAAUUAAAUGUUUCGUCUUGUUUUCUGUAUGCCAUUCAAAAAUUUAAUGAUUGGAAAUACCAUGCAUUGAAAUCAGUUCCGGCAGAUCUUCGUAAAACGAUUUACUGUACGUCAAUAAAAUCAGGAGAUUCAGGGCAUUGGGAUUUUCUGUGGAAUAAAUAUUUACAAACCAAUAGCCACUAUGAAAAAGAAGUAAUUGUACAUUCACUGGGAUGCACAAUGGAUCGUAACAAAAUAAAUCAAUUUUUAACAAGUGCUAUUACUGAGGGUUCUGGAAUAAGCUUUCAAGAUAGUUUAAAUGUCUUCUCUUCAAUUUAUUGUUCAGGACCUUUAGGAACAAGUGAGACUCUAGAUUUUCUAUCUGCAAAUUAUAAAAAAGUAUGUAAUUAUUAUAAAGAUUAUGAUACAAUUAAAAGUAUAUUAAAAGGCCUGUCAUCUUAUUUGUUCACAGAAGAAUUAUUAUUAAAAUUUGAACAGUUUAUAAGAAUUCAUGGAAAACAUUUUCCAGCACUAGAAGAAACAUUAAAAUUAUACGCUACUCAAGCUCGUGAUGAUAUAAAAUCAUUCGAAAUCUAUCGACCGAGAAUUUAUCAAUGGUUGAAUGCUACGUAUUCUAAUGUAAAUUACCGCCUUCCAAAAAAUAUUAAUCCAAUUAAAUAUCAUGUUCAAUUAAUUCCUUACUUGAAACCAGGUAAUUUUACUUUUGAUGGAUAUGUAACUAUGACGUUAAAUGUGAUGGAAAGUACAUCAAGUAUUGUGUUACAUUCAAAUCAACUAAAUAUAUCAGAAAUAAAAGUGCAUUUGACAAACGCAAAUGAAUCUAUAGCUGUAUCUAAUUAUUCGUUCGGCUCAUUUCAUAAAUUAAUUAUCAAUUUAAAAAGUAUCAUUGAAGCUGAAUCACAAUUAAUUGUAUCUAUUAAAUAUUCUGGAAUUUUAAAUAAUAAAAUGGAAGGAUUUUAUCGUAGUUAUUAUGUAGCUGAUGAUAAUAGUGUUCACUGGUUAGCUACUACCCAAUUUCAAAAAUACGGAGCUCGACAAGCAUUUCCGUGCUUUGAUGAACCAGCUCUCAAAGCAAAAUUUAUAAUUAAUAUUAAAAGAUUAAAUCAUUAUAACUCUCUAAGUAACAUGAAUUUAAGUUCAUCAGUACCUGCUGAAGAUCCCAACUGGACUUGGGAUAUUUAUAAAGAAUCUGAAUUAAUGUCAACAUAUAUUGUGGCUUUUGUAGUAACAGAUUUUAAAUCUAUUCAAAAUCAAAAUGGUAGUUUUCGGAUUUGGUCUCGUCCAAAUGCACUUCGACAUGCAGCACACGCUUUUCAAAUUGGUCUUAACUCAUUGCAGUUUUUACAAAAUUAUACUGGCAUAUCUUAUCCUCUUGAAAAAAUUGAUAUGAUAGCAAUCCCAGAUUUCGCUAAUGGUGCGAUGGAAAACUGGGGCUUAAUCACAUUCAGAGAAUACGCACUACUUUCAGACAUAAAAUUAACUUCAACAUAUUUUAAAAGAUACAUGGAACUUACAAUCACACAUGAACUUGUACACAUGUGGUUUGGAAAUUUAGUUACUUGUGAAUGGUGGGAAUAUGUUUGGCUUAAUGAAGGAUUUGCUCAGUAUUUCGAAUGGUAUGUAAUGGAUGCUCUCCAACCACAGUCUAGGUUGAUGGAACAAUUUACGGUUUAUGAAUUGCAAACAGCAUUGCUAAAAGAUUCCUUUAUACACAUGAGACCAAUGAAUAAUAAAAUGACUGAUCUUUAUGAUGAUGGAAAAGAUUAUAGUUCUGUUGCUUAUGGAAAAUCUGCCAGUAUUAUUAGAAUGAUGCAACAUGCAUUUGGUAAAGAAACAUUUCAAAAAUCUCUUCAAUUUUAUUUGAAACAGAAUCAAUAUGGUACAAGCACACCAUCCCAAUUAUGGUUUUCAAUACAAACAAAAGUAUCUGAAGCAGGAAGUAUUCCAGGAACUGACGAAAAUGUAACAAUGUUGAUGGACUCAUGGGCAUCUCAACCAGGAUAUCCUUUGGUUCAAGUUAGUAGAGUUGGAAAAACAUUGAAUCUUUUUCAAGAACGAUUUUUCAUUACGGGAAACAAUAAGUCCCACGAGGAACUGUAUUGGAUUCCAAUUACAAUAGCAACUAAAUCAAAUCCAGAUUUUUCAAACACCUCAACUGACUUAUGGCUUGGAUCUAAAGGAAUAAGUGUUAACAUCUUGAAUGCAAAAGAUGAAUGGAUUAUUCUGAACGUUCAACAGACAGGAUUUUACCGUGUUAACUAUGAUAUUAACAUUUGGAAGUCAAUAAUGAAAGCAUUAAAUCAGACAUCGUUUGGAGGAAUUCCUGAGAUAAAUAGAGCUCAAAUUAUCGAUGAUCUUCUUAAUUUAGCAAGAGCUGAUUAUAUUUCAUAUGAUCUAGUGUUAACUGGAAUGCAAUAUUUUUCAAAUGAAACAAGCAAUUUACCAUGGAGAGCUCUUCUGAACGGUAUUUCGUUUUUAUACGACAGAUUUGAUGGUCAAGAUAUAGCGGCAGGCUUUAACAAAUAUUUAAUUAAGUUACUCUCACCUAUUUUCCAAAAAGUUGGUUUUCAAGAUCACAGAAAUGAUACUCAGCUUGAUAAAUUGAAUAGAAUUCUUAUUUUAUAUUGGACUUGUAAACUUGAGCAUUCUGAUUGUAUCGAUUGGUCUAAAAAAGAGUUUAAUGACUAUCGUGAAAACUUUAACAAAAUAUUAUCUCCAGACGUAAAGCUUGCAGUUUUUUGUACAGCUUUGAAGUACGGAGAUUAUAAUGACUGGCAAUUUUUAUGGCAACAAUAUCGAGCAUCAAACCUUGAAUCAGAAAAAGUUAUAAUUCUUCAAACUCUAGGAUGUUCACAUAAUAAAACAGCUAUCGAUAAGUAUUUAAACUAUAUCUUCUCUGUUAAUGACUCAAUACGUGAUCAGAAUGUUGCCUUGGCUUUUUCAUCAGUAUAUUCUUCUGGAAAAUUUGGAGUAGAUACUAGUCUCGACUUUUUAAUGAAAAAUUAUUCAACUGUAUAUAAAUAUUAUAAUAGUUGGAGUCCAGUUGGUGAACAAUUUAUAAAUAUUGCUUCAAAAAUAUCUACUUCUAGUCAACUUUCAAAGUUGAUUUUAUUCGCACAAAAUAAAAAAGAAGAACUACACGUCAUCAGGGAAAGUUUAAACCAAUCUAUUUUGAUAGCUUCAAAAAACAGACAGUGGUAUAAAAAUCAUUAUACGGAUAUUGAAAAUUGGUUAAUUAAUCAAAAAAUAAUUAUAUCUGGUAAUGAUAAUGACAAUUGUCCAGGUUCAGCAUUAUCUAUUUAUGUACAAAUUAACACUUUAACCAUCACAAUAACGCUGUAUAUUUUAUCCAUUUUCUUGUAAGUUAUCAUAAUAUUAAUUAUGUAAUUAUUUUAAGUCUAAUAAAUUAUUCCCUUAUUGAAACAUAUGCUAUUCGUAAUUUUAAUCGUUAGUUCAAAUACCCAAAUUUA
Molecule: messenger RNA, 5652 nt
Organism: Chelonus insularis
Lineage: Eukaryota; Metazoa; Arthropoda; Insecta; Hymenoptera; Braconidae
Exons: 5
Coding region: 41-5545 (1834 amino acids)
Biological process (GO): peptide catabolic process; proteolysis
Cellular component (GO): cytoplasm
Molecular function (GO): metalloaminopeptidase activity; zinc ion binding; peptide binding
Source: RefSeq, a predicted model, not a curated record